AUGCUCAAGGUGGACUACUGGAAGUGUGAUGAAAUUACAAUGAACAUCAACACAUGGUUAAAAAAAUAUUCAUUAUUGAUAUGGGUAUUGUUUGUCUGUUUUAUUACUUUGUAUGUGAAAGUCGAAUUAAAAAGAAAUGAAGAGAAAUUAACUGAAGGUCAUUUUUGGGUAUUUACUGAUUCACAUGUUGAUGUUCUUUAUCGACAUGAUGGUGAUCCAUCUACUCGUUGUCGUAAUGUAUCAUUAAAUAAUAUGAUAAAGAAAAAUCGAAAAUUUGGUCAUUUCGAUUGUGAUACACCGAAUGAAUUAUUAAUAUCAACAUUAUCUGCUGCGAAGAAAAUUGAUUCAAAUAUUGAUUUUAUUAUUUGGCUUGGUGAUGCAACAAGUCAUCUAUCUCAGAGUGAUGAUACAAUUCUAUCUGUUAAUGAAAAUUUUUCUCAAGAAUUAAGAAAACAUUUUCCAAAAACCCUUGUUAUUCCUGUUUUAGGAAAUCAUGAUGUUAUCUUAAAAGCAAACCGAUCAACACGUUUUAUACAAUUUUAUAAAGAAACAAAAUAUAAUUUAUUAUUAAAUGAUGAUAAUGCACUCCCAACAUUUCUCAAAGGUGGUUAUUAUUCAAUACGUUUUCGAACACUAAGAAAUAAACGACAAACAUUUUUACGUUUUAUUGCACUUAAUACAGCAAUGUUUCAACCACAGUAUAUGGAUUAUUUUGAUUCAAAUGAACCUAAUGAACAAAUUAUGUGGUUUAAUAAAACAAUGUUUGAUGCACAUAAUCUCAAUGAUCGUGUACUACUUUUAGCUCAUGUACCAUUUGGUAUAAAUGAAAAUUUAUUAUAUAAGUUUUAUCAUAUAAAAUACGAACAAAGACUUUUAUCUAUAAUUAAUAAAUAUUCAUCAAACAUAAUAAUGUGUUUAAGUGCUCAUCGUCAUCAAGAUCUAUUUCGUGUUUAUUCAUCAUUAAAUACAACGAUGGGUAUUAUUGGACAUCCAUCUAUUAGUCCUAUUGGUUAUUUAAGUCAACCAUCCAUUCGAAAAUAUUCAUAUGACAGAAAAUCACUUAUAUUAACCGAUUAUGAACAAUAUUCAUUUAAUGUACAUGAAGCUGAACGUACACAAAAAGACGUAUGGACAUUUUCUUAUCGAUUUUCAUCAUGGUAUCAUCAAUCGAAAGAACUUACAUCAAAAAAUUUAUUUCAACUGAUUUAUUUAAUACGAGCAAAGCCUUUUUAUUUAAAACGUUUUCUAUUAACAAAACAUUAUACAGAAAAUAUAAUAUUAACAAAUCAUCGAAUAGUUCAAACAUUAUGUGCACUAACAUUGUUCAAUUUUGAUGAAUUUCUAUCAUGUACAAGAAAAUUAGAAAAAAAAGGUGUUCAAUAUGAUAACAUAGCUUUUAAUAAUUCAUUAGAAAACAAUUCUCAUGUGAACGAACAAUUAAUAGAAUAUAGAAUUAUUUACAGGCGUGUCGCAUUCAGUCUUUUUAUAUUUCUUGUUAUUAUUGCGUGGAUUAUUUAUCGAAUUUCUUUUAAGUUCUUUUUAUAG
This is a messenger RNA of Rotaria sp. Silwood2, 1545 nucleotides long. Lineage: Eukaryota; Metazoa; Rotifera; Eurotatoria; Philodinida; Philodinidae. The record is from the annotation of a GenBank genome assembly.